Anneissia japonica is the source of this 3286-nucleotide messenger RNA. RefSeq lists its product as uncharacterized. The record is from RefSeq and is a predicted model, not a curated record. Bases 26 to 1096 code for a protein of 356 amino acids. The transcript has 2 exons. NCBI's taxonomy places the organism in Eukaryota, Metazoa, Echinodermata, Crinoidea, Comatulida, Comatulidae.
AUGAAAGACAGAGUUUGGAUUGUAGAUGUCGUAUAUUGGAAUCUUAUGUCUAGCCCUGGUUCUUCCUGGCCAGGGCACUCCAACAUUUAAUAAUGUUACUACUGGAAGUGGUAUACUAACUGAAGGAAGCUCUGUUGAUCUUUGCUGUAAAGUGAAGGACCUAACUGAUGACUACUCAACCUAUUGGUAUAGAAGAACAAAAACAGGUGAUAGGACAGUCAUUUACAGGGAUGGCACACUGAUAAACAGUAAGCUGGGUCGAGAGGCAGAAGCUUACUCACUCCAUAGUGUAUAUGAUUUACAAAUAACACAGUUGAAAGGUCGUAAUCUUGGUGGUCUACUUAAUGGUAACAUUUACACUUGUGAAAUAAUUUUGAAGGGUACAGGUGAAGCAGUGCUUGUAUCAAGUGGUAUCAUCCUGGACACUUACUAUCCUCCAUUACCUAUGUAUCCAAUCUGUAAAGCAUGCAACUUUUCAUCCGAGUUCAUCGGAUCAAGUGUAACUAUCUCUUGCUAUUCUGAACCUGGUGUGCCAACAGUCAAUCUACAAUGGACUAGAAAUGGAGAAGACGUUAACAGCCUACAAUCAGCCACAACCCAUUCUUUUGUCUAUGUGAAUUAUACAUUCAUUCUUGAAGAAGAUGAUUUGGGCACCAUAUUUCAGUGUAAAACCACACAAAAUGAUUGGGAAAUAGGAACUUGUAAUUUAGAAAGAGACACACUUUCCUACUGCUACUCAGACCCAACACCAACUGAGGGUCCUGAUGACAAGAGUUUUUCCUUGAUUAUUACAAUCACUGUCAUUACAUCAAUCAUCCUCUUGUGUGUUUGUGUUUGCCUUUUUUGCUACAUAUACAGGAAAAGAGGAAAUGAGCAACCAACAAAUAAUGGUUCUAACAACAAGUUAGAAAAUGUUGAACCCGUAUAUGAGCAGCCUUGCAGUCCUACAUGUAAUCCAGAAGAUGUGGAUUUCAAUGUUAUAAAUAUUGUAAAUGGAAGUGAAGUACUCCAAGAUGGCUAUCAUACUCAUAUUGAAGUAAACAACAGUAGAUCAAGAAGUGAAAAACGCGCUGUGGCAAACCUGUACGAUUUAUAAACUAGAUGGGCAGACUUUCACUAACAAUUAUUUGAAUUUCCAAAUACAGUACCUUGAUUGGUUAUGAAUUUUUGCAUACAUUGGUCAUUUAAUUGUGACCUACUCCCUGAUAACAUUUUUGGAUAAAUAUUAAAGAAAUAAACAAAAAGUUUAUUACCCCCCUACAUCCAAGACUUGGAAUAAUGUAGCGUCAAUGGUACAAAGGAUUGAAUGUCUAUUUUGAUAAAAAAAAAAAAAAAAACCAGAUGUAAUUGCAUGUCCUCUUCAUAUAAUUGGACUCUAGGGUUUGUACCAAAAAUUAUUAACAUUUAUCGCUUUAGAUUAUAGAAAAUAAUAAAGGACCUAACAUUUCUACCUGAAUUAAAAAUUUUAAAAAUAUAUUUUGAGCUCUCUUUAAAUCAGUCAUGCAUCCACCCCCUGGAGAAGGGGUGCAUAUUCACCAGUGAGGAGAGGCCAACAAUUUUUUCACGGAACACAGAAUAAGAACCUCGGCCCUCUGGUUUUUACCUUACAAAUCGCUUCAUGGAUAACUAAAGUCGGUAUGAAAAGUUAAUCUUAAUUCUAAAAUAAGGUCUAUAUCAAGAUUGGAGUUGUACAGGGUUAAGUCAUGGUUUUAACACAUAAAAUUAAAUGUAGUUAUUGGUUUUUGAAAAAAAUGAAAAAUAAUUAAGGAAAUUAAUUGGAAAUUGCUUUAUAUAUGUACUUGAAUAAAAUUGUUGUUUUUUUUAAAUAUAUUCUUAGAUAAGCAUUUUAUAUAUUAUAUAUACUAACAGUAAAUCUUUAAAUAAAUAAAGCCUCCAAAUAAAAUAGUUGGAGGCUUCAAUGCAGUGCUUGUUCGAGAGCAGCGCUUAUUUAAGAGGAGCGCUAAUAAAAAAAAUAUUGGCAUGUCGCUUUCCAUGCCAUUUUCAUGUUACCUAUCUUAUGUAUUCCCGUAGUUCUGCAGCCCUAUCAUAAGCCCUACAUCAUCGUAAACGUUUACAGAUGUUUACAUAUAUGCUUGUGGCUUUCAUUGUAUUCGUUUUAUUCACUUGAACACUGUUGUGUUAUAAAACCCUAUUUCUUGAAGUGUUUCAUUAGACACGGGGUAAUGUACUCUUGAUUAAGCACUGUGGCGCUUAUUCAAAAUAGAAUGAGUUUUAUGUUGAUUUUUCUAGAUGGUCAGGAAAUUUGUUAUAGACCUGUGUUAUAAGAACUUGAACAGAGUGUGGUUAGCAGCUAUUACAUUAAGCAGUACAGGAAGAGAUGAACUGGAAUGAACUGAAGUUAAAGAAUAUUGUGGAUACCGACAUGAGUUUUCAAAUAAUUAUGGAAGAAAUAAAAGGAAGAGAAAGUUCAGACUGAUCUAAUUUGGAUGUUUUUGCUGUUUAAGUAUUGUGGUGCUUAAGACGACAUUAAGAGUGCCCUCUAUAUUUUCUACUCACUAAAUUUCACUGACAUUUAGUCAAAGUUAGAUGUGCACUCUACACUAUAAAGUAUUAAAUGGAAUCACCAAAUAAUACUAAUAAUAAUAAAAAUAAAAAUAAUAAAUAAUAAUAAUAAUAAUAAUAAUAAUAAUAAUAACAAUAACAAUAAUAAUAAUAAUAAUAAUAAUAAUAAUUUACACUUAUAAUAUCACAUAUAUCGCAUAUUAUCCAAACUCUAUGACAAAGUUUUAUUGGAAUGACAGAAUGAAGGGUAUUUUUUGUAAAGAGACUCAAAGUCCUAAAAAAGUGACAAAUGAUAAAUAAUGAGUUGUCUACUGUAGAAAAUAAUUUAUUGAAUACUGCAUCACUCGAAAGGUAUCGAAAGUGCACUAUACUAAUAUAUAGUUUAUUCUAUCAUUACAGUUUUCAUUAUGCUCUACACGAUAAGUUGUCAUGCAUCGUGAUGGAUGUGUCAUAAUUUUUAAAUGUUAUUCAUUUUUUUCAUUCUCUUCCGAACUCGCCAAUUACAGCCUAAAAGCAUUUCUGUUUGUAGAACAUUCACCAUACAGCUAUAAAUCAUUUACUUCUGCCAUUUGCUUGAUUAAAUAAUGUAUAAAUAUUUUAACUUUCUACUACAAUUUAAUAGAAAGUAAUUUUUGAAUUUUGUAUUUUAUAGAUUUAACGGUUUGUUGAAUUGUAAUUCAUAGUUUAUACACAAUAUAUCAUUUAAAGUUAUAUAUUACUACACUAUUAUUAUCACACUAUAUCUACAUCACUACACAGCGGC